Daldinia loculata is the source of this 1430-nucleotide messenger RNA. RefSeq lists its product as uncharacterized. NCBI's taxonomy places the organism in Eukaryota, Fungi, Ascomycota, Sordariomycetes, Xylariales, Hypoxylaceae. The coding region runs from base 128 to 1333 and encodes 401 amino acids. The record is from RefSeq and is a predicted model, not a curated record. The transcript has 2 exons.
AUCAGAUUCUAUCAAGACCAAGCAGCUCUACUAAUAUCACAUUUUCUUUCCUACAGUAAUAUUACCUCGAGAUCCAAACGAAACCUUUCACUGCUCAUCCACUCUCUUAACUUUCCACUUCUUCACCAUGAAGGCAAACUUCCUCACGACUUUGAUGCUGGCUGAAGGCAUUGCUGGCCAUGCUAUCAACCGACCUUCCUCUUGUAAACCGGCUGUCCCAACCACUGGAAAAGCUGUGUACUUCCUAUCCAACGACGCCGACAAUUCGAUUAUAGCUUUACCUAUUCAACCGGAUGGCACUCUGAAGGCCGGGAAGAAGACCUCAGUGAAUGGAGUUGGGUCUAACACCCUAAAUGCUAUGAAACAGCCUGCUGCGCCGGACGCGCUCGUGAGCCAGUCUUCCAUCACCAUAUCUGGAAAUGUCAUCUUCGCCGUCAACGCAUUCAGUGGAUCUGUGACCCCAAUGACAAUCUCCGACAGCGACCCGACCCAACUAUCAUUCAUUAGCGAGGGUGCAACCUAUAUCCAAAAGCCUUUCCCGAAUACCGUCGCCGUAUCGGCCAAGAAUAACAUCUUGUGUGCUGCGACCACGGCCACACAAGCCGGUGUCUCCUGCGCUCCGUUCCAUGAUGGAGGUCUAUACUCGUUCAAGUCCGUGCUAUCCUUCGACCUCGGACAAUCGAACCCGCCCGUCGGCCCAACAAACACCGUCUCCCAAGUCUUGUUCUCCGAUGACGAGUCAACGCUCAUUACCAUCGUCAAGGGCGACCCUGCGACGAACAAGACGGGAUUCAUCUCUACGCUACCCGUUUCCGAGAUUAAUUCGGAUUGUCCGCACGACACUCGCACGACUCCCGAGGGCACUGCUGUCUUGUUUGGAUCCCAGGCCAUCCCCGGAACCAACACUUUCUUCUCUACUGACGCCUCUUUCGGAGCGGCGGUAUUCAGCCUUGACCAGGCAACUGGAGGCGUAACUACUGUUGGCAAGCAAGCCCUUAGCGACCAGAAGGCGACAUGCUGGUCUGCCUAUGCCCCCGCUACCAAGAGUGUCUUCGUUACAGAUGUUGCUCUGCCUCGCAUCGUUGAGAUGAGCGCCAAGGACGCCAGUAUCAUUUCCCAGAUUGACCUAUCCCACACGGGUGACGCGGGCUUCAUCGACCUCGCGGCGGCUGGUAACUUUCUCUAUGUCCUAUCCCCUGGAAAUCAGACUACCGGCGCUGCUGUUGUUGUUUUGGAUAUUUCUGGUGGCCAAGGAAAAGCGAAGUUUCUUCAGAGAUUCAGUGUCGAGGAGUUGGCCGGUAGAAAUUCUCAGGGGCUAGCGGUUCUUCAUUAAGCAUUUUAGGGAGUUGUUUAUUUACUUCGUAUUCAUAUUUUACUCAUUUUGUCAUCAUAUUUUAAAACCUCGGCGCAAGAUAUAGAAUUAAAUUUUU